Diplodia corticola is the source of this 1101-nucleotide messenger RNA. Its product is annotated as gas1-like protein. Lineage: Eukaryota; Fungi; Ascomycota; Dothideomycetes; Botryosphaeriales; Botryosphaeriaceae. The record is from RefSeq and is a predicted model, not a curated record. The coding region runs from base 1 to 1101 and encodes 366 amino acids. The transcript is spliced from 3 exons.
AUGCAGUUCAACUCUUUUGUGGCCCUUCUGGCCGGAGCGUCGACCGUUUACGCUCACGGCGUCAUUCUUGCAGCCGAGGGCGACAAGGGCAAGAGCCAAGGCUUCCUCGUCAAUGAAAACGUUGCGAGAAAUUGCACCGAAAUCAACCCCUGCCAACAGGACAGCACCAUCAUCCGCGAUGCCGAGAUCACCCAGAACAUCGUCAACGGCUGUGGCCGCACCGAGCUCAACGGUAACAUCGACGUUGGCGAGCAGACGGAGAACGAGUUGUCAGCCAACCGCAUGACCCAAGUGGCCAAGGGCUCAUCCGUCGCUGUCACCAUUCACCAAGUGAAUGCUGACGGUGCCGGUCCCUACGAGUGCGACUUGGACGAGACGAGCAACACCGGUACUUUCACCAAGCUGCAAGUCUCCAACAAUGUGCCGGGCGAGAACGGUCUGUCGGACGCCAAAUUCAAGGACUUUACCAUCAACGUUCAGAUGCCCGACAACCUGAACUGCACUGGCGCAUCCCCCGGCAACAUCUGCACCGUGCGCUGCCGUAACAACGCCCUUGCUGGCCCCUUCGGCGGCUGCUUCGCUGUGCAGCAAACCGACAACGACGGCCGCCCCCAGGAUCAAGCUGCUGGCGAGAUUGAGACCGCCCAGACCCUCGACGGUAUUUCCAAGCAGAUCCAGGUCAACCAGGCCGACUUCAAAACCGCGAUCGAGGCUAACCAGGCGGCCGGCGCCGCUGGCGGUGGUGCGGGCGCCGCGGCGGCUGAGGCCUUGAUCAACGGUACAGACAACGCUGGUGCAGCGGCGAGUGCAGCGGCAGCGGCUGAUACUGCGAACAAUGGAAACAAUAAUGGGAACUCGAACGACAACCAGAACGACAACCAGAACGACAACCAGAACGACAACCAGAACGACAACCAGAACAACAACCAGAACAACAACCAGAACAACGGCAAUGGCGGGAACAACAACAACAACAACAACGGCGGUGGCAACACUGGAUUCGGAUUCGGCAACAGUUUCAGCAGUGGCUUCGGCAACGGCUUCGGCAAGGCCAAGAGGCAGGUCCUUCGCAAGCGACUUGCUCUUCCGCUUCUCUCUUAA